This is a messenger RNA of Amyelois transitella, 1269 nucleotides long. Its product is annotated as muscle segmentation homeobox. Gene Ontology annotation, biological process: embryonic morphogenesis; regulation of transcription by RNA polymerase II. NCBI's taxonomy places the organism in Eukaryota, Metazoa, Arthropoda, Insecta, Lepidoptera, Pyralidae. Gene Ontology annotation, cellular component: nucleus. Gene Ontology annotation, molecular function: DNA-binding transcription factor activity, RNA polymerase II-specific; RNA polymerase II transcription regulatory region sequence-specific DNA binding. The record is from RefSeq and is a predicted model, not a curated record. The transcript is spliced from 3 exons. Bases 65 to 1090 code for a protein of 341 amino acids.
GCGCUCGCAUGCGUACACGACCCAUCGCAAGUGAACUGUGCUAAAUGGAACUGCUCAACAUUCAAUGUUAAGGAAACCAAGCUACGAGGACACAGAAGUGAACAUGGCGAUACAGAGUGUUUCGAGGUACCCCAGCAGCCCGGCGGAAGCCACGGAACCACCGAAAACAUCCAGGAUUAGUUUCAGCGUGGCUUCGAUUUUAGCAGACACGAAAGCUAACCAAGCGGAUGAGACUGCAGAAAUGAUAAGGCAUCAUAGAACAAUACCUGAGUCCCCGCUAAGACAAUCACCCUCAGCUCAACCUGAAUUGCCCGGUGGAAAAUCUGUUUCCCCUAGGCCUUUAUCUCAAACACCGCCGUUAAAUUUAAACGCAUCGGCGACUGUAACAUCAUCAGAUGAUGAAUAUGAAGAUUCGGUCAACCAAGAAGAUUCAAUAGUCGAUGUAGAAGACUUGCAGAAUGGAGGAAAUAGUGAAGAUGAAGAGAGAAGUGAUAAAGGGAGAUUAGUUAGACCAACUCCGUUCAGCGCGUUGGCUGCGGCGGCGGCGGCGUACCACGGGCUGGGGUGGCCGGGGCCGCCGUCAGUGGUGCCGUCGUUUGGACCCCUCUUCCAGUCGCAUUUCCCUGUAGGACACAUAACAGAUGCAAAUGGUGAGCCACCAAAACUGAAGUGCAACCUUCGCAAACAUAAGCCCAACAGGAAACCAAGGACUCCUUUCACCGCUCAGCAGCUCAGAGCCUUGGAGAGCAAGUUCGUGGACAAACAGUACCUGAGCAUAGCCGAGCGAGCGGAGUUCUCAUCAUCCCUUGGCCUGUCAGAAACUCAGGUCAAAAUUUGGUUCCAAAACCGGCGAGCGAAAGCGAAACGAGUACAAGAGGCGGAGAUCGAGAAACUCAAAAUGGCGCAAUUUUCCCGUCACCCCCACCACUUGUAUCCGCACCACGCGCUGCAGCAAUACUUCCACCCUCACCCCCUGAUGGGGGCCGCGCGGCCAUUGCCGCCAAUGGGAUUACCGCCACCACAUUUAUCCAUGGUACAAACACCUGUAUCUGGCUCCCCUUCACCAAGCACUCAAACCAAUCAACAAUGAGACAGUUGAAUUUUGAAUUUAGAAAACGUUCUAAUGAUUCGAACUCACGAAAAUAUAUAAAUUUGUAUUUUUCUCCGAUAUUUUUUUUGUCGCCAGUAUUAUUGCUGGCAAAAAUAAAUAAAAUUGUAAAUUAUUUGUAAAUAUAUCUACAUGAUUAGGAUGUAAGAAUUAAUUUUAGG